UGGCAUCACUUGUCAACUGUCAUCCUUAUAGCGUGCACUACGAAAUUUAUUUGACCCACGAGAACGAACAAAAAUGAAUUCAGAGCCAAAUCGCAACCCCACUCCUAUGGAAGUGGAGGAAACUGAGUAUGAGGAGACGCGCUUGGAUCCGCAGAAUCCGCAGCCGGAGGAAGGUGAGUCUUCGAAUGGGGAGGCAAAUCUCUCGGAUGACGAAGCAGAAAUGGAGCUGGACAGCUUCAAUGACACCGGCAGUUCCUCGGAUGCCGCUAAGGAAAGCAAGAAGGGCACCAUCUACAUAUCCCACUUACCCAAGCACAUGGCCCUGACCAGCGUGCUGCAAAUCUUCGGCGAGUACGGCGCCAUCGGCAGAGCUUUCCUGCGCUCGAAGAAGCUGUCAAGUAAGUCUCCUGAUAUCCUCUUCACCGAGGCUUGGGUGCAAUUCAAUUCGAAAUGUGUGGCCAAACAGAUCGUUCCACUGCUUAACAACAAGCAGAUAUCCACGCACAAGAAUUCCAAAUUCUAUGACUCGCUGUGGAGCAUGAAGUACCUACCGCAGUUCAAGUGGCCCCGUCCAACCGAUCUCGUGGACUUGGGGCAGGAGGGGCUCAAGCAACCCCUUGGAGAGGAGGAGAGUGAGUAUGAGGAGACGCGCUCGGAUAAUCCGCAGCCAGGGGAAGGUGAGUUUGCGAAUGGUGGGGCACAUCCCUCGGAUGCCGACGAUGAAAUGGAGCUGGCCAGCCUCAAUGACACCGGCAGUUCCUCGGCUGCCGCGAAGGGAAGCAAGAAGGGCAUCAUCUACAUAUGCUGCAUACCCAAGGACAUGACCAUGGCCCGCCUGCGGGAGAUCUUGGGCAAGUACGGCGCCGUCGGCAGAGCUUACCUGCAGUCGCAGAAGCUGUCAGAUUUGUCUCCUCAUAUUAUCUUCGCCGAGGGUUGGGUGGAAUUCAAGUCGAAACGUGUGGCCAGACAGAUCGUUCCACUGCUGAACAACAGACAGAUAUCCACGCACAAGAAGUCCCGAUUCUAUGACUCGCUGUGGAGCAUGAAGUACCUACCGCAGUUCACCUGGGCCGAUCUACCCAAGCUCCUAAACAGGCAGGCCACACGCGUCCAGUAAAAUCUCGAGUUCAACAAGAAGAAUGCGCAGAAGGCAUCUAAUGUUAACAAGAUUGCAAAUAAACUUAAAUAAAGUAGAUCAAA
Messenger RNA from Drosophila simulans, 1200 nucleotides. RefSeq names its product pre-rRNA-processing protein esf2. Gene Ontology annotation, biological process: endonucleolytic cleavage to generate mature 5'-end of SSU-rRNA from (SSU-rRNA, 5.8S rRNA, LSU-rRNA); small-subunit processome assembly; endonucleolytic cleavage in 5'-ETS of tricistronic rRNA transcript (SSU-rRNA, 5.8S rRNA, LSU-rRNA). The coding region runs from base 74 to 1117 and encodes 347 amino acids. The transcript is spliced from 3 exons. Gene Ontology annotation, molecular function: RNA binding. Gene Ontology annotation, cellular component: nucleolus. The record is from RefSeq and is a predicted model, not a curated record. NCBI's taxonomy places the organism in Eukaryota, Metazoa, Arthropoda, Insecta, Diptera, Drosophilidae.